UGCUGCUGCCUCCGCGGGUGAUGAUGUCAUCGGCUCAGUACCGUGCAGCAUCCCAGCCCUAGCCCCUCGGCAGAGCAGUUUCGCCUUGUGGAUUGUGGACCGCACAGCUCCUGGAUCCCCCCCUUCCCCAGGUCCCCCCCCCCCGAGACGAGACACCCUGCGCCAGGCCCCGCAGCGCAUCUGGCCAACGCCCGACCCGGGUUCUGUUCCGCCUGGGGUUCGUCCCGCCCGGCCGGUAGGGAGAGAGGGAGGCAGAUAGCCAAGAGGAGCCAGCCCCAUCCGGCUGGCAGAACAGCCCGCCGCAGCGAGAAACGUGACACCCCAGAGGGCCUGACCCCCUGCCCCUUCCUGCCGCGUCGGAGCUCUGAGCGGGCGGCACCAUCAUGGCGGGCGCGUCGGUGAAGGUGGCGGUGCGAGUCCGCCCCUUCAACUCCCGCGAGAUCAGCAAGGAGAGCAAGUGCAUCAUCCAGAUGAGCGGCAACACUACCACCAUUAUCAACCCCAAGCAGCCCAAAGAGAACAAGAGCUUCAACUUUGAUUUCUCCUACUGGUCACACACCUCGCCUGAGGACAUCAACUAUGCAUCGCAGCAGAUUGUGUACCGGGACAUCGGGGAGGAGAUGCUUCUGCACGCCUUCGAGGGCUACAACGUCUGCAUCUUCGCCUACGGCCAGACGGGCGCCGGGAAGUCCUACACCAUGAUGGGCAGACAGGAGAAGGACCAGCAGGGCAUCAUACCACUGCUGUGCGAGGACCUCUUUACCAAGAUUAACGACAGCGGCAAUGACAACAGCAUGUCUUACUCCGUGGAGGUGAGCUACAUGGAGAUCUACUGUGAGCGUGUGCGUGACCUGCUGAACCCCAAAAACAAAGGAAACCUGCGAGUCCGAGAGCACCCCCUCAUGGGCCCGUACGUGGAAGACCUGUCCAAGCUGGCCGUCACCUCCUACAGCGACAUCCAGGACCUGAUGGACUCCGGCAACAAGGCCAGGACGGUUGCAGCCACCAACAUGAACGAGACCAGCAGCCGAUCCCAUGCCGUCUUCAACAUCAUCUUCACCCAGAAGCGCCACGACGCCGAGACUGACAACACCUCUGAGAAGGUGAGCAAAAUCAGCUUAGUGGACCUGGCUGGCAGUGAAAGAGCUGAUUCCACAGGGGCCAAAGGCACCCGACUGAAGGAAGGAGCAAACAUCAAUAAAUCCCUGACCACACUGGGGAAGGUCAUCUCUGCUUUGGCUGAAGUGGACUCUGGACCAAACAAGAACAAGAAGAAGAAGAAGGUUGAGAGUUUUAUUCCGUACAGAGACUCUGUGCUGACCUGGCUACUGAGAGAGAACUUGGGGGGAAACUCUCGCACGGCGAUGGUCGCCGCCCUCAGCCCCGCAGACAUUAACUACGAUGAGACCCUCAGCACACUCAGAUACGCCGACCGGGCCAAGCAGAUCCGCUGCAAUGCGGUCAUCAACGAGGACCCCAACAACCGGCUGGUGAGGGAGCUGAAGGAGGAGGUGUCCCGGCUGAAGGACCUGCUAUACGCCCAGGGGCUCGGGGACAUCAUCGAGACGUAUCCGGCUCCCGGUCCCAAGAUCGCUGGUUUGAAAUUGACCAAUGCCAUGACCGGGAUGAGCCCCUCCCCCUCUCUGUCCGCCCUGUCCAGCCGUGCCGGGUCCAUCAACAGCCUGCACGACCGCAUCAUGUUCAGCCCGGGCAGCGAGGAGGCCAUCGAGAGGCUGAAGGAAACGGAGAAGAUAAUCGCAGAGCUCAACGAGACCUGGGAGGAGAAGCUUCGGCGCACAGAGGCCAUUCGCAUGGAGAGGGAAGCCCUGCUGGCUGAGAUGGGUGUGGCCAUGCGAGAAGAUGGAGGGACCGUGGGGGUCUUUUCACCCAAGAAGACUCCCCACCUGGUAAAUCUGAAUGAAGACCCGCUGAUGUCAGAGUGCCUGCUGUACUACAUUAAAGAUGGAAUGACCAGGGUGGGGCGUGAGGACGCCAGCAGCCGCCAGGACAUCGUUCUGAGCGGCCACUUCAUCAAGGAUGAGCACUGCACAUUCACCAGCACCACCGGCCCACUCGGCGAAGCUGUGGUCGUGCUGGAUCCCUGCGAGGGGGCGGAGACCUACGUCAACGGGAAGAGGGUGACCGAGCCCACUGUGCUCCGCUCAGGAAACCGCAUCAUCAUGGGGAAGAGUCACGUGUUCCGCUUUAACCACCCGGAGCAGGCGCGACAGGAGCGGGAGCGCACCCCCUGCGCGGAGACGCCCGCCGAGCCCGUGGACUGGGCCUUCGCCCAGAGGGAGCUGCUGGAGAAGCAGGGCAUCGACAUGAAGCAGGAGAUGGAGCAGAGGCUGCAGGAGCUGGAGGAUCAGUAUCGCAGGGAGAGAGAGGAGGCCAGCAACCUGCUGGAACAGCAGCGACUGGAUUAUGAGAGUAAGCUGGAGGCCCUUCAGAAGCAGGUGGACUCCCGCUAUUACCUAGAAACUGCAGAGGAGGAAGAGGAGCCUGAGGAAGAAGUGCAGUGGACGGAGCGGGAGACGGAGCUGGCCCUGUGGGCUUUCCGCAAGUGGAAGUGCUACCAGUUCACCUCCCUGAGGGAUCUCCUAUGGGGGAAUGCCAUCUUCCUGAAGGAGGCCAACGCCAUCAGCGUGGAGCUGAAGAAGAAGGUUCAGUUUCAGUUUGUCCUGCUGACAGACACGCUGUACUCCCCUCUGCCGCCCGACCUGCUGCCGCCCGACGCGGCCAAGGACCGAGAGAAGCGGCCCUUCCCCCGCACCAUCGUGGCUGUGGAGGUGCAGGACCAGAAGAACGGGGCCACUCACUACUGGACCCUGGAGAAGCUCAGGCAGAGGCUGGACCUGAUGCGCGAGAUGUAUGACCGCGCGGCAGAGGUGCCCAGCCACUCCAUCGAGGACUGUGAUAACGUCCUGACGGGCGGGGACCCGUUCUACGACCGCUUCCCCUGGUUCCGCCUGGUGGGCAGUUCCCAUGUCUCUGGCUGCACUAGCACCCCCAUUUUCAACACGUGCAUGAGCGAACGCAUGACCGAUCUCACCCCCUCCCCCACCUUCUCCGACCCCGACUCUGACAUUACCGAGCUCGCUGACGAGCGGCAUGAUGGGAAGGUGGAGGAGGAGGAGGAGGAGGAGGAGGAUGAGGAGGAGGAUGAGGAGUUGGAGGACCUGGACGAUGAGAUCUUUUUGGACGACCCGUGCUCGGAGCUGGGGGGAGAGGAGGGAGAGAGCUGCCAAGGCGCCAGCGAAGGCCAGGACCCCUUUUACGACCGCUCGCCUCUAUUCAGUGUAGUGGGAAGGGCCUUUGUGUAUCUAAGCAACCUGCUGUACCCUGUGCCCCUGGUGCACCGGGUGGCCAUCGUCAGCGAGAAGGGCGAGGUGAAGGGCUUCCUGAGGGUGGCAGUGCAGGCCAUUUCAGCUGACGAGGAGGCUCCCGACUACGGCUCCGGUGUGCGGCAGUCGGGGACUGCCAAGAUAUCGUUUGAAGACCAGCAUUUUGAGAAGUUCCAGACCGAGUCCUGUCCCAUGGGUAUGUCUCGUUCCGGGACAUCCCAGGAGGAGCUGCGCAUCGUUGAAGGAGAGGGGCAGAAUUCGGAGAUGGGUCCCUCUGCUGAUGAGGUCAACAAUAACACCUGCACAGCCAGCUCAGAGGAAAUGGACAGCCCCCUGAAGGCCAAUUUGGAGGCGGAAGGGGUUCUGGACCACCUGAGGAUCGGGAGUGUCUUCACCUUCAGGGUAACGGUCCUUCAGGCCUCCAGCAUCUCAGCCGAGUAUGCAGACAUCUUCUGCCAGUUCAACUUCAUUCACCGGCAUGAUGAGGCCUUCUCCACUGAGCCACUGAAGAACACAGGCCGUGGGCCACCUCUGGGCUUCUACCAUGUGCAGAACAUUGCAGUAGAGGUGACCAAGUCUUUUGUGGAGUACAUCAAGACUCAGCCUAUUGUUUUUGAGGUGUUCGGACACUACCAGAAACAACCGUUCCCACCUCUCUGCAAAGACCUCAUCAGUCCGCUGCGACCCACAAGAAGGCAGUUUCCAAGAGUAAUGCCCUUGUCCAAACCAGUGCCCGCCACCAAACUGAGCGCUCUCACUCGCCCGACGGCAGGACCGUGCCACUGCAAGUACGACCUCAUGGUGUUCUUCGAGAUCUGCGAGCUGGAGGCCAACGGAGACUACAUCCCUGCAGUCGUGGAUCACAGAGGAGGCAUGCCCUGCCACGGGACCUUCCUGCUGCACCAGGGCAUUCAGAGGAGGAUCACAGUGACCAUCGUGCAUGAGACAGGAAAUGACAUCGAGUGGAAGGAGGUCAGAGAGCUGGUGAUAGGACGCAUCCGCAACACUCCCGAGGCCGACGAGACCAUCAUCGACCCCAACAUCCUAUCUCUCAACAUCCUGUCCUCAGGGUACAUCCGCCCCUCUCACGACGACAGCAUCUCGCUGGGGAUUGAUCAUAGGACUUUCUACCGUUUUGAGGCAGCCUGGGACAGCUCCAUGCACAACUCCCUGCAGCUGAACCGAGUCACACCUUACGGGGAGAAGAUCUACAUCACCCUCUCCGCGUACCUGGAGAUGGAGAACUGCACUCAGCCCACAGUCAUUACCAAAGAUUUCUGCAUGGUGUUCUACUCGCGAGACGCCAAGCUGCCUGCCUCCCGGUCCAUCCGCAACCUGUUCGGCAGCGGUGGGCUGAAGGCAUCGGAGGGGAACCGUGUGACGGGCGUGUAUGAGCUCAGCCUGUGCCACCUGGCUGAUGCGGGCAGCCCAGGUAUGCAGAGGAGGCGCAGGCGGGUGCUCGACACCUCGGUGGCCUAUGUCCGCGGCGAGGAGAACCUGGCUGGCUGGAGGCCCCGCAGCGACAGCCUCAUUCUGGACCACCAAUGGGAGCUGGAGAAACUGAGCCUGCUGCAAGAGGUGGAGAAGACUCGGCACUACCUGCUCCUGAGGGAGAAGCUGGAGACGACCCUGCUGCUGGGACAGGACUCGCUGUCGUCCUCGGGGAGUGAAGACCUGAGCGACUCCUCUCAGUCCAGCGACAGCAGCAGCGCCCCGGUGCCCAGCCCCGCCCUGGAGAGCCCCAGCGAGAGGCAGAGAGAGCUGGCUGCCAAGUGUCUGCGCCUGCUCACCCACACCUUCAACAGGGAAUACAGCCAGGUGUGUAGCAGUGCCAGCGAAGGCAAGCUGUCUGAGAUGUCGGUGACGCUGCUGAGAGACACGUCAGCCUCUGCCCUCAGCACCCUCACACCCUCCUCCACCUGCCCCUCGCUGGUGGAGGGCGGCUACACCGAGGCCAGAACCCCAGAGCUGCGCUCCUGCACCCUCAGCCCUGUUCUCGACCCCCUUCAGGACGGAGAGAUGAAGAAGUCUCCCAGCGGGGGCCUGGACGGCAAGACCAGAGUCCGCAGCUUCGUCCCAGACAUCCAGGAGAUCAGAGUCAGCCCCAUUGUGUCGAAGAAAGGCUACCUGCACUUCCUGGAGCCGCACACCAAUGGCUGGGUGAAGCGCUACGUGGUGGUACGCCGGCCGUACGUCUACAUCUACAACGCCGAGAAGGACAGCGUGGAGAGGGCCAUCCUGAACCUGUCCACUGCCCAGGUGGAGUACAGCGAAGACCAGCAGGCUAUGCUGAAGACUCCCAAUACGUUUGCAGUGUGCACUGAGCAUCGUGGGAUACUGCUCCAAGCCAGCAACGACAAGGAGAUGCAUGAUUGGCUGUAUGCCUUUAACCCUCUCCUCGCUGGAUCCAUUAGAUCAAAGCUUUCAAGGAGAAGAGCUGGACAGAUGAGGAUCUAAAGUGACCGCUCAUCCUCUUCCCCCCAGCAAGUCUUACGAAAACAAAAAAAAGACGAAGAAGACAGACUAACCCUGUAUAUAGAUCACCUGACCUAGCACCCCGCCCGUGUGCUGAUACAGCCCCGCCCCCCCUUGUAACCUGCCUGCUUCUGCACACGCUCAGUUUACCGCAACCAAACCAAGACUGAACACAAGGCCCAGUGGCUCUCAUCUUUGCUGUGUGUCAGGCUUCUUUACCGAGGGCCAGUCUUCAGAAUAUUGUUUCCCAGGGCAACCAGGCCCCACCUUACUGGAAUAUUCCAAGUCAGGGGAGAGAGGGAGGGAGGGAGGGAUGGUGUUCUUUAUUGCACCAGGUCGUUGUUUCCAGGGUAGCUGUUUGCGUAGGCUUCAGCGGUGCGUUGGUUUGGCCUGCUUGAACGCCACGACCCCCCUCAAAUGAAGCCAGUCGUCUCCCUGUACAGAGCUUCCCCCUCCCCGCAAGACACCGCACUUCAUUUUGAAUUGAUUUUCAAAGAAACGUGGUUUUUCACCACCGCAUCCACUGCUCAACAUAACGAUAAAAAGGGGUAGAAAAAAUGACCAACCUACAGUAUCAGUCCAUGAACCAGUACAUAAAACUAUAAAACAUGCAAAACAGUCCAUAGGUGCUUUGGCAGAUUAAUCCUCAGUGAAUAUCUAGUAUUUCCACAUGAAUUCCACCCAGUACUCCGUUUCUGACGCUCUAGAGCUGUUGCAAAAGCACAGUGUUACAUGUCUUUGAGUCUCUAUGACAAGUUUUUUGGAGAUCGUAGGACAUCAGGGAUUUGGUAACAACACACAAUGGAAAAUAUACCCUGGAUUUGAUUGCACAUUUUGUGCUUACAUGGUUGCAGAAUGAUACCCCAUAAUCCUUUGCUCCAUUUAUUGAUGAGAAUUAGUUCAGAACUUCAGAUUCCCCCUCCCCACCACCACCACCA
This is a messenger RNA of Megalops cyprinoides (Indo-Pacific tarpon), 6757 nucleotides long. It is a transcript of the gene kif1ab, whose product is annotated as kinesin family member 1Ab. Gene Ontology annotation, biological process: microtubule-based movement. Gene Ontology annotation, molecular function: ATP binding; microtubule motor activity; microtubule binding. The record is from RefSeq and is a predicted model, not a curated record. The transcript has 50 exons. The coding region runs from base 384 to 5801 and encodes 1805 amino acids. Lineage: Eukaryota; Metazoa; Chordata; Actinopteri; Elopiformes; Megalopidae.